UCAGACACUGUUAGAGUCUUUCUCCUGGUGCUUUGUAAGCUCUUCCUUUCUCCUUAAUAACCUCUGGUGUCCUUUCUCAACACCAGCCAACCACCAAAUCCUCUUAAGUUACUCUGAAGCUCUGAUUGUUCUCUGACUUCUCCCCCCGCCCUCCAGCAACUUCUCCUUCUAUGAAACUUCACUGAUUCCAGUCCUUUUGUAGCUCUCCCGCCAGACGGCGAGCCCCUCAAAGGCAGAAUUCCGUUUUCUUUCGCCCUCUCCUGAGCGCUCCUGCAGUUUCUGGCGCAUAGUCAGGGAUCAGCAAACGUUUGUGACAGAGCGCAGCUCUUCACAAUAGUGAGAGCUGGACGGGAGGACCCAGGCUGGGGGCUUGGCCGCAGAAGGGGCCGGGGCUCGCCGGGGACCGUGAAGUUAACCGCGCGUCGGGAGUGCCAGUGCCAAAUUAUAUCAGGGUGCUGGCACCCAGCCACUCCUCUGCCAAUGAAGUACAUCCUGGUUACUGGUGGGGUCAUCUCAGGCAUUGGGAAAGGGAUCAUUGCUAGCAGCAUUGGGACAAUUCUAAAGUCGUGUGGACUCCGAGUUACUGCCAUCAAAAUCGACCCCUAUAUUAACAUCGAUGCCGGCACUUUUUCACCAUAUGAACACGGUGAAGUGUUUGUCUUAAAUGAUGGCGGAGAAGUUGACUUAGACCUGGGAAAUUAUGAAAGGUUCUUGGAUAUUAAUCUUUAUAGAGACAACAACAUCACGACUGGGAAGAUAUAUCAUCAUGUGAUCAAUAAAGAGAGGCGUGGCGAUUACCUGGGGAAAACAGUACAAGUGGUCCCUCACAUUACUGAUGCCGUCCAGGAGUGGGUGAUGAACCAAGCCAUGGUGCCUGUGGACGGGACUAAGCAGGAGCCCCAGAUCUGCGUCAUUGAGCUGGGUGGCACCAUCGGAGAUAUUGAAGGAAUGCCAUAUGUGGAAGCUUUCAGACAAUUCCAGUUUAAAGCCAAGAAAGAGAAUUUCUGUAAUAUCCACGUUAGCCUUGUCCCACAGCCCAGCGCUACCGGAGAACAAAAAACCAAACCCACGCAAAACAGUGUCCGUGCACUGCGAGGCCUAGGGCUCUCUCCAGAUCUGAUUAUCUGCAGAAGUUCAACACCCAUAGAAAUGGCUGUGAAGGAAAAGAUUUCUAUGUUUUGCCAUGUGAAACCUGAACAGGUAAUAUGUAUCCAUGAUGUUUCUUCCACAUACCGAGUCCCUGUGCUUUUGGAUGAACAAGGCAUUGUUAAGUAUUUUAAAGAGAGGUUGGACCUGCCCGUUAUUGACUCUGCAAGUAAUUUGCUUUUCAAGUGGAGAAACAUGGCUGACAGGUAUGAAAGGUUACAGAAAACGUGCUCCAUAGCCCUGGUUGGCAAAUAUACCAAGCUCAGGGAUUGCUACGCCUCCGUGUUCAAGGCCCUGGAACACUCGGCCUUGGCCAUCAAUCGCAAGUUGAAUCUGAUGUACAUAGACUCCGUUGACCUGGAGCAGGUCACAGAAAAUGAAGACCCUGUGAAAUUCCAUGAAGCAUGGCAGAAGAUAUGCAAAGCCGAUGGUAUUCUUGUGCCAGGAGGCUUCGGAAUCAGAGGAACAUUGGGAAAACUCCAGGCGAUUUCUUGGGCCAGGACAAAGAAGAUUCCUUUUCUGGGAAUUUGCCUUGGGAUGCAGCUAGCAGUGAUUGAGUUUGCAAGAAACUGCCUUAACUGGAAAGAUGCUGAUUCCACAGAAUUUGAUCCAAAUACUCCCGUUCCUGUGGUGAUUGAUAUGCCUGAACACAACCCAGGCAAUUUGGGAGGAUCAAUGAGGCUGGGAAUAAGAAGAACUAUUUUCAAAACGGAAAAUUCCAUAUUAAGGAAGCUUUAUGGUGAUGUUCCUUUUGUAGAAGAAAGACACAGACAUCGAUACGAGGUGAACCCUAACCUGACCAACCAAUUUGAGCUUAGUGACUUACAUUUUGUAGCUCAGGAUGUCGAUGGGGAGAGAAUGGAAAUGAUCGAACUGGCAAAUCAUCCCUAUUUUGUUGGUGUCCAAUUCCAUCCUGAGUUUUCUUCUAGGCCGAUGAAGCCUUCCCCUCCAUACCUGGGGCUGUUACUCGCAGCAACUGGGAAUCUGAAUGGCUAUGUGCAACAGGGAUGCAAACUGUCAUCCAGUGAUAGUUACAGCGAUGCCAGUGAUGACAGCUUUUCAGAACCAAGGGUAGCUGAGUUGGAACUAAACUGAAAUGGAUACAUGACUUGGAAUAACGGGGGCCGCCUGAGAAGUAAUCGAAGAUGAAGGAACUGUCUGAAGAAAUCACCACACUCUUGUAAAAUCACUCUGUUCUUCAAUAGACACGGAAUAUAAAGUCUCGAAGGAGAUCAAAUAAUACCUACUUCCAUGAAUGAGAAUCAAAGGGGUCAUUUUCUUCCCACCCCCAGACGUGAUCAUGGUUAUCACAAAUUCCACUAGUUGAUUAAACUUUUCCCAGCAACCUCAUGGGGGAGAAAGUGUGUUCCUGUUUUGUCCGGCGUAUUGUGAUAUCAAGAUGAUGAGCAAGCCCCGGUAGCUGAGCCUGCACGGUGUUGUGUGGAGAGGGAAGCAGGACAAGUGCUGUAACUAACUUUGAGUCAGAAACUAGUCAUCCUGUUGCCUGGAACUCAACUGUAGACCUGUGCGCAGCCCAAGCUUAUUUCAAUUUCUCAUGUUGUUUACCCCCUUUUCCAGCUAAAAGUACAAUUAAACAGGUCCCAGGCUAGGGGGUGGCAAGUAAGACACUCACCUCAGGCACAAAAUUUAAGGGGCGUCAAAAAACUCAGGAAUCAACAUCAAUUUUAUACAUAUACAUUUGUUUUAAAAAUCUUUUUUGAGGAAUAAUUCAUGUAAAGUACAAUUCACCAAUUUGAAGUGGACAUUAUGAUGCUUCUCUCAUUCCCCCUUCCCCUGUCACCUGGUAAUCACUGAUCUUCUUUUGUCUCGAUGGAUUUACUUAUUCCAGAUAUUUCUUAUAAGUGGAAUCAUGCAAUACUUGUCCUUUUGUGACUGACUUGUUUCACUCAGCAUAAUGUUUUCACAGUUAAUUCAUGGCACAGCAUGUAUGAGAACUUCAUUUCUCUUCAUGGCUAAGUAGUAUUCUGUUGCAUGUGUGUACCACACUUUGUUUAUCCAUUAAUCUGCUGAGGGACACUUAGAUUGUCUCCACCUUUUGGCUAUUGUGAAUAAUGCUGCAGUGAGCUUCGGUGUACAUUUGUCUGUUUGAAUCACUGCUUUCAAUUCUUUUGGGUCUAUACCUACGAGAGGACUUGCUGGGUCAUAUGGUAGCUCUGUGUUUAACUUUUUGAGGAAACGCCGAACUGUUUUCCACAGCAACUGCACCAUCUUACAUUCCCACCAACAACAUCUGAGUGUUCUGAUUUCUCCAUAUCUUCGUCAACAUUUGUUGUUUUCCUUUUUUUUUGAUGUUAGUCAUCCCAGUAGGUGUGAACAUACAUAUAUUUUAUAACUGAGGUGAAAUUCAUGUAAGAGAAAUUGACCGUUUUAAAGUGAACAGUUCAGUGACAUUCAGUACAUUCACAGUUUAGGCAACCUCUAGUUCCACAACAUUUUCAUCAUCCCAAAAGGAAACGCUCAUACCCAUUAAGCAGUCACUCCCCAUUUCCCCUUUUCAGCCCCUGGGAACCACCAAUUUGUCUGUUUUUAUGGAUUCACCUAUUUUGGAUGUUUCAUAUAAAGGGAAUUGUACGAUACGUGGUCUUUUGUGUCUGGCUUCUUUCACUCAGCAUAACGAUUUCUAGGUACAUCCAUGUUGUGGUAGGUAUCAGUACUUCAUUCCUCUUUAUGGCUGAAUAAAAUCCUGUUGUGUGGCUAGACCACAUUUUGUUUAUCAAUUUAUCUGUUGAUAAAGGUGGUUGUCACUUUUGAUGAUCGAUAGAACAACUAGAAAGAAACUCAACAAAGAUACAGAAGGUCUAAGUAACACAAUCAACCAACUUGACCUCGUAGACAUAUAGAGAGCACUCCACCCAACAGCGGUGCAGUACACAG
Molecule: messenger RNA, 4041 nt
Organism: Loxodonta africana (African savanna elephant)
Lineage: Eukaryota; Metazoa; Chordata; Mammalia; Proboscidea; Elephantidae
Gene: CTPS2
Product: CTP synthase 2
Exons: 19
Coding region: 481-2241 (586 amino acids)
Biological process (GO): pyrimidine nucleobase biosynthetic process; CTP biosynthetic process
Cellular component (GO): cytoophidium; cytoplasm
Molecular function (GO): CTP synthase activity; identical protein binding
Source: RefSeq, a predicted model, not a curated record